CUCAAACCUCCCUACACUUUACAAACAAAAAACAACCACCUAUCAACAUCUAAAUUAUUAUUAUUCACAUUUUCACUUUUCCGGCCAUGAAAACCACUUUAAACCCAACUGCACCAGAAUUCCGGCCAGAUUACUAUUCACACACAUACUCCUACCCUUACAACUUCUUCAGCAACCCUUUGCCACCACCACCACAACUCCCACCACCAUCACCCACUCCAACAAGAACUCUACUUCUAAGCUCAGUCCCAUCUCACGUGACCGAACUGAUAGUUCGGAGAGAUUUAGAAGUUUUUGGAGAUGUAAGAGCCGUACAAAUGGAAAGGGUAAGAGAAGGAUUAGUUACCGUACAUUUUUACAAUAUCCGGCAAUCGACAAAUGCGUUGCACGUGAUCCAGUUGCAACACAUGCAGCAGCAGUAUCGUCUACGGAAACACUUUGAUGCACUGGUGGUGUACCAUGCUAGCUGUUACUCGUUGGUUCCGGUCCCUCCGCCGGCCGGCCCUGGCCUGAUCGCCGGUUGUGCUGUCUGGGCUCAGUUCACCUUCCCGGUGGUUGCGGCUGAACUUCCUGAUGGCUACAACCAAGGGACCCUUGUUGUUUGUAACUUCAACUCUGAUGCUAGAAGCCUUAGAGAGACUUUUGGAGCUUUUGGAUGUGUAAAGGAAUUGCGAGGGACGCGAUUGGAAAAGAACCGCAAGUAUGUCGAGUUUUACGACACUAGAGAUGCUGCUAAAGCUCGUAAUGGCCUUAACGGCAAAGAAAUUAACGGCAAAACGGUGGUCGUGGAGUUUAGCCGUCCCAGUGGUCACAAAUUUACGCUGGAAUCACGUGCUUAUCACCGUCCACCUCCGCCAUCUUCACCUCAGUUAAAGAAGACCGAAGCAAAACCACUAGAGCAAACCGGUGGUGGUGCUUGGACUAAACAAAGGAAGGGUUUGAGACAAGCGAGAAAUAAGUAUGAUCCAAGGUAUUUUAUCAAGGAAGAUGAGGUUAUUUCUGAAUCGAGUAUUUCGGAUUCUAGAACUACGGUUAUGAUCAAGAACAUUCCAAAUAAAUACAGUCAGAAACUUUUGUUAAACAUGCUCGAUAGUCAUUGCAUUCAGUGCAACGAGCAGAUAACCAACGAUGGCGGUGGCGUAGAGCAACCAUUGUCUUCCUAUGAUUUCGUCUACCUCCCUAUUGAUUUCAUGAACAAGUGUAACGUAGGAUAUGGGUUCGUAAACAUGACGUCGCCAGAGGCAACAAUGAGGUUCUACAAGGCGUUUCACCAACAAAAUUGGGAGGUCUUUAACUCCAAAAAGAUCUGCGAAGUUUCUUACGCCAGAUUGCAGGGUGUGGACGCAUUGAAGGAGCAUUUCAAGAACUCUAGGUUUCUAUGCGAGGAGGAGGAGUACAUGCCAGUGGUGUUUGAUCCGCCACGAGAUGGCCAGAGGCUAACUAAGCCAAUGCCGAUCGUUGGACAGAGCUUGAUAACACGGUUGUGCUUGACGGAUAACGAAUGUUGUAAUAGUAGUAGUAAUUUGACAGUUGUAGGAGAUGUAGAUUCCGAUGAUACUAACAACACCGGCUGUUAAUUCCAUGUGUUUUAAAAAUUUGGUUAAUUUAAUGUGGA
Molecule: messenger RNA, 1615 nt
Organism: Helianthus annuus (common sunflower)
Lineage: Eukaryota; Viridiplantae; Streptophyta; Magnoliopsida; Asterales; Asteraceae
Product: protein terminal ear1 homolog
Exons: 5
Coding region: 87-1577 (496 amino acids)
Molecular function (GO): RNA binding
Source: RefSeq, a predicted model, not a curated record